CCGCCACUCCCCAGCCUUCCCCCACCCAGCCCACCUCACCCCGCCCCGCCCCGCCCCACCCCUCCGCGCCUCUCCGGUUUCCUGAGCCGCGCGGGGCAGCCUGGGCGGAGGAGCGGCGUCUCGCACCCCCUCGGCUGGGCCCCGGGGUAAUUCGAUGCGGGCCUGGCGAGGCUCCCCACGCUAGAGCGGGGCUCGCGGCGCGCCUGCCUCCACCCACUGGCCCACCCUACAUGGAGCGCAUCAUGUGAUCCGGCAUCAAUGUGACUCCUGAAACAAAUGGAUGAAUGAAUAUCCCUAUGAAGAGGAAAACAAUCAAGAUUUCCUUAAUAAGGUGUCUUCCCUUUACGUCUGGGCAAGAUCUCCUCCGGGGUAGGAAGUAAUAUCAACUCAUCACUCAUUGUCUGCCAUCCUAAGGGCUGCAGGAUGCUUUGUGAAGCAUAUCAACACCUUUGAGAACAGAAUGUUAAUGCUUGAUGGGAUGCCGGCAGUCAGAGUCAAAACAGAGCUUCUGGAAUCUGAACAAGGGUCUCCAAACGUCCACAACUAUCCCGAUAUGGAAGCUGUUCCCCUGUUGCUAAAUAAUGUGAAAGGGGAACCCCCAGAGGACUCGUUGUCUAUAGAUCACUUCCAGACACAAACUGAGCCAGUGGACUUGUCCAUAAACAAAGCCAGGACAUCCCCAACCGCCGCCUCAUCCUCCCCAGUUUCCAUGACAGCGUCUGCCUCCUCACCUUCCUCAACUUCAACCUCUUCAUCGUCGUCUAGUCGUCCAGCCUCAUCCCCAACUGUGAUCACAUCAGUAUCUUCAGCCUCAUCUUCGUCCACAGUAUUAACUCCAGGGCCCCUUGUUGCCUCUGCCUCUGGUGUGGGAGGCCAGCAGUUUUUGCACAUUAUCCAUCCAGUACCGCCUUCGAGUCCUAUGAAUUUACAGUCCAACAAACUGAGUCACGUUCACCGCAUCCCUGUGGUGGUCCAGUCGGUGCCUGUUGUCUAUACAGCCGUUCGGUCCCCUGGAAAUGUGAACAACACUAUUGUCGUGCCGCUUUUGGAAGAUGGGAGAAGCCAUGGCAAAGCACAAAUGGACCCCCGAGGCCUAUCUCCCAGACAAAGUAAAAGUGACAGUGAUGAUGAUGACCUGCCAAAUGUGACCUUAGAUAGCGUUAAUGAAACUGGAUCUACGGCCCUUUCCAUAGCCAGAGCAGUACAAGAGGUUCAUCCGUCCCCAGUAUCAAGAGUCCGGGGAAAUCGAAUGAAUAAUCAGAAGUUUGCUUGUUCGAUCUCACCGUUUAGUAUUGAGAGCACAAGGCGCCAGAGACGAUCCGAAUCACCGGACUCCAGAAAGCGGCGAAUCCACAGAUGUGAUUUUGAGGGAUGCAACAAAGUGUAUACAAAAAGUUCUCACCUGAAGGCUCAUCGGAGGACACACACAGGUGAGAAGCCCUACAAGUGUACCUGGGAAGGCUGCACCUGGAAGUUUGCUCGUUCCGACGAACUGACAAGGCAUUACCGCAAGCACACGGGAGUGAAGCCGUUCAAGUGCGCGGACUGCGAUCGCAGCUUCUCGCGGUCGGAUCACUUGGCACUGCACCGCCGGAGGCACAUGCUGGUGUGAGAACUGUCGCAGCCGGUCCAGCUGAGCGUAAGAGCUGGGUCUGUUGGCAGCACCCCCAUUCAGCAGGGCUGAAUCCCCUUCACAGUGUUACCACGCCAAGGGCAUCUCCAUCCCACGAUGUCUGAAGCCAGAGCUGGGGGGAGGAGAAGCAGGGGGCCUUCUGUGUUUGCCCAGAAGGUCACCCCCAUCCUGACUGCACACGGCUCCUCUUCACGCUGGCCUGGGAGCCCAGUGACCCAGAUACUGAAGAGACCCAUUGUUCUCUGUGCCGUGUGCUCUGCCAUUUAAA
Messenger RNA from Ochotona princeps (American pika), 1901 nucleotides. RefSeq names its product KLF transcription factor 12 (gene KLF12). Gene Ontology annotation, biological process: regulation of transcription by RNA polymerase II. NCBI's taxonomy places the organism in Eukaryota, Metazoa, Chordata, Mammalia, Lagomorpha, Ochotonidae. Gene Ontology annotation, molecular function: DNA-binding transcription factor activity, RNA polymerase II-specific; RNA polymerase II cis-regulatory region sequence-specific DNA binding. The transcript is spliced from 9 exons. The coding region runs from base 461 to 1612 and encodes 383 amino acids. The record is from RefSeq and is a predicted model, not a curated record.